ACAACCUCUCAAAACUCAAUCACAACUCUUUCAGCACACACACACACACACAUGCCUACUCCCUAAUGCACACACACACAAAUACACACAAUUUACAGAGCAAAAAAAAACAUUUACAGGAAAAACGUUCAAGUCUGAGAUCUGAGGAGACGCUUACUGAAGGAGAGAAGAAGAAGAAGAGGACUGGGAUUUUAGUAAACUUCAGUUUUUACUCCAAUUGAGUAAAUUGGACAUCAUGAGAGACUUACUCCAGAACUUCAUCAUCUUCAUCUUCAUCACUCAGGUCCUACUCCUCAACCUGCUCUGCACAUCUGCAGCCCGAGUGCGGAGAGAGACCCUAAUGGUGCGAAUUAACGCUACAGGAGACACUAUAGUGCUGAAGUUCAUCCGGCCCCACGAGGAUACGAAGCUUGAGGGGUAUAUCCUGGGCUACGGCAAAAGCAUGUUCUCUAAACAGUACAUCCAGUUACCUGAGAAUGGAGAAGCAUAUGAAACUGAAAUUGAGGCUGAGCCAAAAUAUCUGAUUGCGGUGAAAUCUGUCAAAGCAAACGAAGUCAAGAAACCGUGUCCAGAGAAGGUGAAUCUGGAAAAGCCUCUUCAUCUGGUGAUUGGCUCUGUGACCCCCACCUCAGUUCUGCUCUCCUGGGGGACACUCCUGAAAACUCCCUACACUGACACCCAGCUGGAUGACUGUCUGGAGGAGAGUCUCUUCACAGUGCGCUACAGAGAGGAAGAACCCAACAAGCACUGGAACUAUCAGACGUGUCCGGGCACCAGCACCGUCAUUGACAACCUCAAACCAGACACGCCAUAUGAGUUUGGUGUUCGAGAAGAUAACAACGGCUGGACCCAUUCAGUGAUACACAGCACAGCUGAUGUGGGAAUUCAUGAACUGUUGCAGCCUAAGAAUCUUCUGAAAACUCAGGAGCCCAUUGUUAAAGCCCUCACAACCUUCCCACCUACUGAGCCUGUUCAGUACAGCACUGCUCACAGCAGCACAACCCCCCUCCUAAAACUCACAGAACCCCCGACUGUAUCCAGCACAACUCUAGGCACAGGAAGUGAUGAGAUAACUUCUUCCACUUCCACUGAGGAUCCACUGUUCUUGACCCAGACUGCAUCCUCCAUUCAUACACCCACCAGCCAAUCCCCUUCAAAGACCACCGACACUUUUCAGCCCCAACAAUCUACAAUAUCACCUCCUUCCACCACCACCCAACAACAGCAACGCACCACCCAACAACAGCAACCCACCACCCAAUACACCACAAGCACAACCGAAACCCAGCCAAGUACCAGCACCACCACCACCCAAGUGACCACAACGGAACCUCCGUCCAGCACAACUGAAAGUCGGCCCAGCACGACUGAAACCACAGGUCAACUCAAAUCCACCACAGAUCUUCCCCAAACAAGCACAACCCAACCGCAACCAAUCACCGCUCAACAAAAACUCAACACAGUCCAAUCUCAACCCAUCACUACCGAACCCCAGAGUACGACAACCCAGACCCAACUCAUCCUAACUCAACCAAAACCCAGAACAUCCCAGCCCCAACCUUCACCAACACAACCCAAAACUACUCAAUCCCAACCUUCACCAACACAACCCACAACAACUCAACCCCAACUCAUCCUAACUCAAGCAAAACCCAGAACAACUCAAUCCCAAUCCUCACCAACACAACCCAGAACAACUCAGUCCCAAAACAUUGUAACUCAAGCAAAACCCAGAACAACUCAAUCCCAACCUUUACCUACACAACCCAGAACAACUCAAUUACAAAGCAUCGUAACUCAACCAAAACCCAGAACAACUCAAUCCCAACCUUCACCAACACAACCAAAAACAACUCAAACUUCACCAACACAACCAAAAACAACUCAACCCCAACCUUUACCAACACAACCCAGAACAACUCAAUCCCAACCCAUCCUAACUCAACCAAAAUCUAGAAAAAAUCAACCCCAACCUUCACCAACACAACUGAAAACAACUCAAACUUCACCAACACAACCAAAAACAACUCAACCCCAACCUUCACCAACACAACCCACAACAACUCAAUCCCUACGCAUUCUAACUCAACCAAAAUCUCAAUAUCAACUUUCACCAACACAAACCAAAUCAACUCAAACUUCACCAACACAAACCAAGUCAACCCAAACUACAACAAUCCAAUCCCAGAGAAGCACAACUCAUCAAAAACCUAGAACAACCCAAACACCAUCAACAAGCCAAACCAAAAAAACCCAACAAAACCACAGCACAUCUCAACCCCUAACCAGAACAACCCAACAACAAAUCACAACCCAUCCCAACCUCAUCAAAGAACAAGUCAUUUCAAUACGUCCUGAACAUCCGGCAACAUCUCAGGAAAAUCCCUUUAUAACCAAAAAAACAUCUAUUAAAUUAAUCCAACAAGAAUCUACAGUGUCUCAAUAUUUACCACUGUAUGAUAACAGCAGUACAGCUAGCUCUACACCAAUCAGUGACCAGUAUAAUCCAGACACCACUCAAACAGUAAAAGAGCCUGAAGAACCGCCUCAGACAUCUACUAAACCUCAAUACCAACCGACAACCUCUACUAUAUAUUAUUACAGCACCACACAACAGCAGUAUAACUAUAUAACCACCAUUAACACUAAACCACAAGUCAGUAGUAAAGCUCCAAACCCUACUGACAAUCAUGUGCAUGCUUUUAACUCCAUCAAAACGCUGACACCGACAGCUAAAUCUAAUGUCGAGGAAAACUCACCGUGGGCAGAAACGCAGGCAGACACAUUCAACAAGAAGCUUCCAAGCAGCCAAGCGGCUCCAAGCCAAUCACAGGAUGGACAACCUCUGCCAAACCUUCUCGCAGAGGUGACGAAUAGGAACCAGGGUAAUGAUGUCGGCCAAAGUGUCUUUCGCAACUCUACAACUCCUGCUCCUGUGAUUCGCUCGUCGACACGAAGAGUGAAACCGAAUGGGAAUCCGCGAAGGCGUGUGCCUCCUAAAGCAGUGAGGCUCAACCCUCCCUUUAAAAACACGUCCCUGGACAGAGUCAACGGUCACAGCGGUGAGAAACACAAGGGGAUGCUGCUGAAUAAACCAGCCAAGGAGCCUAGAAGAAACAAUGGACCACCUGCAAAUCCUAUUUCCGGACGUCCAAAAAAGAACAGGCUAAACCAAGUGGAAAAGCUGAUAGAAAAGGAUAAAACUGUACCUGAUCUGAAGAAGGAGUCACUGGAGUCGCGGCCAAUUCUGAAACCUCAUCUUGCUCCAACCACAGAAAAACCAGUCUACAUAAAGCCAACACCAACAAUAACACCCUGUUUUUCCUUUAAUGGCAGCUGUUUUGGAUCAGGUGAUAAUUCCUCUGUAUUCAGUUCAGUUCCUGUAUCAGAUGUGGACGCAACAGGGAAGAAACGUUAUGUGGCCCCCCAUGUGAUCUAUAAGACAGAUAAGCCUCCAGAGCAGCCCUGUUCCGUCACCGACUCUCUCAGCUACUUCCCGGAAGAGGAGGCCAUGAACAUUAACGUCACUGGCCCUCCCAAAAAUGCUCCCUCCAACCUCACCGUGGUCACAGUGGAGGGAUGCCCCUCCUUCGUCAUCCUCGACUGGGAGAAAACAGACAACGAAACGACAGAAUAUGAAGUGACUUCUUCUACUAAGGGCCCAAAAGGAAAGGAAGUGUCUUCAAUAACAACUAAUCAGACGCACACCGCUGUGGAGAAUCUGAAGCCAGAGAGCAAUUAUGAAUUCACAGUGACGCCUAAGAACGAGCUGGGAUCGGGUCCCUCCAGUGAACCAGUCAAGUUCAGCACUGAAUCUGUGGACCCUCGUGUGACUGAUAUUCCCACAGGUAAAAAUGCGAUCUGGUCCUCGUUCCCAUUCAAAGCCGCAGACUCUUAUUCUGAAUGUAAUGGGAGAAUGUUUGUGAAACGCACCUGGUACCGCAAAUAUGUGGGAAUUCAGCUCUGCAACUCGCUGAGAUACAAGAUCUACCUCAGCGAUUCCCUUAAAGGGAAGUUUUACAACAUAGGAGACCAGACAGGAAACGGAGAGGAUCACUGUCAGUUUGUCGAUUCUUUCCUGGAUGGACGGACUGGAGGACCACUGUCACCAAACCGAUUACCACCUAAAGAUGGUUUUUUCCGGGCCGUCCGUCAGGAGCCCGUGCAGUUCGGACAGAUCGGGGGGAACACUCACAUCAACUACGUGGCCUGGUACGAGUGCGGCGUUCCCAUUCCGGGGUCGUGGUAGAACCCUGCACCUGUCCGAUCACACACACCUGUCCGAUCACACACACACCUGUUCGAUCACACACACCUGUCCGAUCACACACACCUGUCCAAUCACACACCUGUCCGAUCACACACACCUGUCCAAUCACACACCUGUCCGAUCACACACACCUGUCCAAUCACACACACCUGUCCAAUCACACACACCUGUCCAAUCACACACCUGUCCGAUCACACACACCUGUCCAAUCACACACACACCUGUUCGAUCACACACACCUGUCCGAUCACACACCUGUCCGAUCUCACACACCUGUCCAAUCACACACCUGUCCAAUCACACACCUGU
Molecule: messenger RNA, 4579 nt
Organism: Astyanax mexicanus (Mexican tetra)
Lineage: Eukaryota; Metazoa; Chordata; Actinopteri; Characiformes; Acestrorhamphidae
Gene: abi3bpa
Product: target of Nesh-SH3
Exons: 22
Coding region: 236-4249 (1337 amino acids)
Biological process (GO): extracellular matrix organization; positive regulation of cell-substrate adhesion
Molecular function (GO): protein binding
Source: RefSeq, a predicted model, not a curated record